Messenger RNA from Mandrillus leucophaeus (drill), 2676 nucleotides. RefSeq names its product solute carrier family 5 (sodium/monocarboxylate cotransporter), member 8 (gene SLC5A8). Gene Ontology annotation, cellular component: membrane. The record is from RefSeq and is a predicted model, not a curated record. Gene Ontology annotation, biological process: propanoate transmembrane transport; sodium ion transport. Gene Ontology annotation, molecular function: organic acid:sodium symporter activity. The transcript is spliced from 16 exons. Lineage: Eukaryota; Metazoa; Chordata; Mammalia; Primates; Cercopithecidae. The coding region runs from base 548 to 2383 and encodes 611 amino acids.
CUAACAAAUAAGGCAGUCUAAAAACUCCAGGCAUCCCUUUCCGUAAGGACCCGGACUGUUGAACCGAAAGCUAAAAUUCAAGACGUGACAAUUGCCCUUUGUCCCACAUUCUCCCACCGGUCGCCUGCUUAUUUAAAUGGUGCGUCCCCUCGGGUACCACUGGAACAAAAUUUGCGCGGAGCGCUCCCUGUGUAGAUUCGUUGGAAGCAGCUGGAGGCUCCAGUUCUCAUCUGCUCAGGUGUCCCUGGCGCCUUGACGAACUCGACCUCUCCAGUUCCUCACCUGGUGAGCCCUCAGGACAGCGGACUGAUUUUCCGAGGUCCCAGAACUCGAUUUGAGGGGCGCGGCUCGCAGCGGCGGGUGUAGGGGCGACUGCCAGCCCUCACCCCGCCUCAGGGUGCGUUCGGAGGCCGACACCUGGCGGACACCUCCCCGCCGGACGCCACGCCUGCGCGCCGGGGAUCUGGGAUAAGAAGUGCGCGCCUGGCUUGGGCUGCGCGCCGCUGGGACACCAGUUUGCGCGCAGGGCUCAGGCGGCCGUGCGGCCAUGGACAUGCCGCGGGGCAUUGGCACCUUCGUGGUGUGGGACUACGUGGUGUUCGCGGGCAUGCUGGUCAUCUCGGCCGCCAUCGGCAUCUACUACGCCUUCGCUGGGGGCGGCCAGCAGACCUCCAAGGAUUUCCUAAUGGGCGGCCGCAGAAUGACGGCUGUGCCCGUGGCGCUGUCCCUCACCGCUAGCUUCAUGUCGGCCGUCACCGUCCUGGGCACCCCCUCCGAGGUCUACCGUUUUGGGGCCAUUUUUAGCAUCUUUGCCUUCACCUACUUCUUUGUAGUGGUCAUCAGCGCGGAGGUCUUCCUCCCGGUGUUCUACAAACUGGGAAUUACCAGCACCUACGAGUAUUUAGAACUUCGAUUUAACAAAUGUGUUCGUCUUUGUGGAACAGUCCUCUUCAUUGUUCAAACAAUUCUGUAUACUGGAAUUGUUAUUUAUGCCCCUGCCCUGGCUUUGAAUCAAGUCACAGGAUUUGAUCUGUGGGGCGCGGUGGUGGCAACAGGGGUGGUCUGCACAUUCUACUGCACACUGGGUGGUCUUAAAGCAGUCAUCUGGACAGAUGUUUUUCAAGUUGGGAUCAUGGUGGCUGGAUUUGCAUCCGUGAUUAUACAGGCUGCGGUGAUUCAAGGUGGAAUCAGCACUAUUUUAAAUGAUGCCUAUAAUGGUGGAAGAUUAAAUUUCUGGAAUUUUAAUCCUAACCCUUUGCAAAGACACACCUUCUGGACAAUUAUUAUAGGAGGGACCUUCACAUGGAGCAGCAUCUACGGUGUCAACCAAUCCCAGGUGCAGAGAUAUAUUUCUUGUAAAAGCAGAUUCCAAGCAAAAUUGUCUCUCUACAUCAAUCUUGUGGGACUCUGGGCAAUCCUCACGUGCUCAGUGUUUUGUGGGCUCGCCCUGUAUUCUAGGUACCGUGACUGUGAUCCUUGGACAGCCAAGAAAGUGUCUGCACCAGACCAGCUCAUGCCUUAUUUGGUACUGGACAUUCUGCAAGAUUAUCCAGGACUUCCUGGACUUUUUGUGGCCUGUGCUUACAGUGGGACGUUAAGCACAGUGUCCUCCAGUAUUAAUGCCUUAGCAGCAGUAACUGUGGAAGAUCUAAUCAAACCUUACUUCAGAUCGCUCUCAGAAAGGUCUCUGUCUUGGAUUUCCCAAGGAAUGAGUGUGGUAUAUGGAGCCCUAUGUAUUGGAAUGGCUGCGCUGGCAUCACUUAUGGGAGCUUUGUUGCAGGCAGCACUCAGCAUAUUUGGUAUGGUUGGUGGACCACUUAUGGGCCUGUUCGCUUUGGGCAUUUUGGUUCCCUUUGCCAACUCAAUUGGAGCACUUGUUGGUCUGAUGGCUGGAUUUGCUACUUCUCUGUGGGUUGGAAUUGGAGCGCAAAUGUAUCCUCCACUUCCUGAGAGAACGUCGCCGUUGCAGCUUGAUAUCCAAGGCUGUAACAGCACAUACAACGAGACAAAUUUGAUGACAACCACAGAAAUGCCAUUUACUACUAGUGCUUUUCAAAUACACAAUGUUCAAAGGACUCCACUGAUGGAUAGCUGGUAUUCUUUAUCAUAUCUGUACUUCAGCACUGUUGGAACUUUGGUAACAUUAUUAGUGGGGAUACUUGUCAGUUUACCAACAGGAGGAAGAAAACAGAACUUAGACCCCAGAUAUAUACUAACCAAAGAGGACUUUUUAUCCAAUUUUGAUAUUUUUAAGAAAAAGAAGCAUGUUUUAAACUAUAAGUCGCAUCCAGUGGAAGAUGGUGGAACUGAUAAUCCUGCUUUCAACCACAUUGAAUUGAACUUCUCAGAUCAGAGUGGCAAGAGCAAUGGGACUCGUUUGUGAAGCAGCUCUGAUAUUAGAUGCCCUUAAAUGAUGUUUCAAUUUUAUAUGUUUUCUAAGAUAAUUGGAUCAGGUUUUCUUUGUGUGUGUGUAUUGUAUCAUGAGUGUUUGGGGGAUAAGGUUUUGUUAAAACAAAGUCUGGACUAUCUUCACUUACUACAUCAUUAAUUGAUGUUACUCUGGAGUUUAGAAUUUUGGCAUUGACAUUUCCCUCUCUUUCCUUUAUUUCAAUGAAGCUGUAAUUGUGAAAAUUAUAACUACAUAGACGCUGAAAGGCUAUGCACAUAUGAACAUGU